UGGGGAAGGCUGUAUGACUGGGAUAGCUCCAUACAUCUCCUCCUUCACCCCUGCUGUAGACACACUCAACCAUUUCUCUACAGAGCUAUCAGACCUUAAAUAUUUAUCAUAACGUUUUUUUUUUUUUACAUACCUGCUCACUGUCAGAGAUGCAGAACCUGGAUCCUGACCAGGUACAGGCUACAAAAAUCUGGCUGGCCAGAGAGCUGAGAUCAUGUGGUCAGUGCAUUACAGGUGAGGCUGAGACAGAAACAGGAAAAUAAACAGACGUGACAUUUAACUCUUACUACCAAUAUUUUUUGAGGAGGGAUGCCCACUUCAGCCCAAAUACUUCUAUACACCCCAGCACUAAUUCUACAAUAACUGAUGUAUCUGGAAAAAAAGAAGGAAAGAAAGAACUAAAGAAAGAAGUUAAAAAAGGAGAGAAAGACAAACAGAAAGAUGGCAGGAAAGAAAGAAAGACAGACAGACAGACAGAAAGAUGAAAGGUAAGAAAGAAAGAAAGAAAGAAAGAAAGAAAGAAAGAAAGAAAGAAAGAAAGAAAGAAAGAAAGAAAGAAAGAAAAAGAAAGAAAGACAGACAGAAAGAAGAAAAGACAGACAGAAAGAAGGAAAGAAAGAAAGACAGACAGAAAGAAGAAAAGACAGACAGACAAAAAAGGAAAGAAAGAAAGACAGACAGAAAGAAGAAAAGACAGACAGACAGAAAGAAGGAAAGACAGACAGAGAGACAGAAAGAAGGAAAGACAGACAGACAGACAGAAAGAUGGAAGGAAAGAAAGAAAGACAGAAAGAAACAGAAUAGACUGAGAAGUAGAAAGAAAGACAGACAGUAAGAAAGACAGAGAAAGAAGGAAGAAAAGACAGAAAGUAAAAAGGAAAGAAAGACAGACAGACAGACAGAAAGAAGGAAAGAAACUGAUGCGAUAGCUCUCUCUCUCUCUCUCUCUCUCUCUCUCUCUCUCUCUCUCUCUCCUCCUCCUCCUCCUCUCUGAUGCUGGAGGAUCUGAUUCAGGAUGUGAUUGGUUGGGAGGAGUCGGUCUCUCCUGCUUGGUUUUUGUUUAAAACACCGCUGUUCCGCUGUUAGUGAUGAGAAGCGGCAGCGCGCAUCUGUCAGGGCGGAAGGUCGGAACGCUCCCGGUCUCUCGGUUCGGGCUGAUCGUGCAUGUGAAAGUGCCUUGCUGCUGCUGCUGCUGCUGCUGCUGCUGUGGUUGUUGCUGUGUUUGUUGUUGUGUUCUGAAGAUGCCGAGAGGAUUUUUGGUGAAGAGGAGCCGAAAAGCGGCGCCCAUGUCCUACCGGAUCCGGUGCAGCGAGCACGAGAAUGAGGAUGCGCGCGAGACUCAGGUGUACGUGCAUAAACCGGGUGAUGCGCGCGGCGGACCGGACCUUGCAUCCCUGGUUGCAUCAGCACCGCGAGCGGACAGCCUGAGCCAGCCGGUGCGUUUUGGAAACCCGGACACGUUAAGCCAGUCCGUGUACAGUCCCACCCGCCCGGUGAGUCGCGAGCAGCGGGUUUCCAUCGGCUCCCCGGUCUCGGCCGAGUCGUACCCGGUGCGUUUCGACCAGCAGCUUGGGUACGCGCCGAUGGACCUGAAAAUCAGCGCGAGCAACAGCGCGGGCGUCACCGCGAGCAAACGCGCGCACCCGGAGCCUGAGCGCAAAAGCAAACCGGCGCCCAAAAAAGCCAAAGCAAUGCGCAAGCUGCAGUUCGAGGACGAGGUGACGACCUCCCCCGUGCUCGGUCUGAGGAUCAAGGAGGGUCCGGUGGAGCAGAAAGUCGGGGCGGACAAACAGCUGGGUGAGUUCGUGUGCCGCCUGUGCGGAGAGGCGUACGCGGACCCGUUCGCGCUGGCGCAGCACCGGUGCUCUCGCAUCGUGCGGGUGGAGUACCGGUGCCCCGAGUGCGACAAGGCUUUCAGCUGCCCGGCUAACCUGGCAUCACACCGGCGCUGGCACAAACCCAAACACAGCAAUCAGACCGGGGGUGAGGGCACCGACAAGAAAUCACGCGCAACCGAGCACGGAAGGAGCUGUUUCGGCAAAGAGCCGCGAGCUGAGCUCGAGCAGGACCGCAACACACCCAGCCCCGGCGUCUCCGAGUCGGGAUCAGGAUCGGGCUCGGAUUUGGACGGCCUGUACGAGUGUCAGCGCUGCGUCAGAAAGUUCAAGCGGCAGGCGUACCUGAAGAAGCACAUCCAGACACAUCACACGGUCCUAAGUCUCAAGAACCACGCGCCGGGUCAGGAACCCGAACAGAAACACGUGGAGCAGGCACAGCCCCCAGUGCAGGCGCAGGUACCGCUGGACUCGAUCGUGUGUCCGGUCUGUGGGGAGACCUUCCCCAGCCGCAUGGCGCAGGAGCGGCACGUCCGCGUGCAUCACGCCUCACACGUGUACCCCUGCAAGCACUGCCCGGCCGCCUUCUACAGCUCACCGGCGCUCACACGCCACAUCAACAAGUGCCACCCGUCAGAGAACCGGCAGGUGAUUCUGCUGCAGGUGCCGGUGCGUCCCGCCUGCUGAGAACGCCAGCGUGCCUUUGAACAUUGUAGAAAAACUCUCCAGAUGUUUGUAGGAGGAAACGGCUCGCCUCUUUAAUGCUAUAUAAUCCUAGUUUAUCGUUUAUGAAGGAAGUGCACAGCAAAGCAAAGUGUUUCAGCGCUCAGACCGGAUUAGCAUAUUAGUGAGUCCCAGGGUGAUUCCAUCUUUUAUAGACGCU
This is a messenger RNA of Trichomycterus rosablanca, 2718 nucleotides long. RefSeq names its product insulinoma-associated 1a (gene insm1a). Gene Ontology annotation, cellular component: nucleus; transcription repressor complex. Lineage: Eukaryota; Metazoa; Chordata; Actinopteri; Siluriformes; Trichomycteridae. The transcript has 2 exons. Gene Ontology annotation, biological process: negative regulation of transcription by RNA polymerase II; regulation of cell cycle process; neuron differentiation. The coding region runs from base 1089 to 2522 and encodes 477 amino acids. The record is from RefSeq and is a predicted model, not a curated record. Gene Ontology annotation, molecular function: RNA polymerase II cis-regulatory region sequence-specific DNA binding; DNA-binding transcription repressor activity, RNA polymerase II-specific.